CCCGCCCCGCGCUCCCCAAAGCCCCGCCCCGGAAGUGCUCACCACUCCUCACUUCCGCUGGGGCCGGGGGCAGCGGGCGGCGCGGCGGGCAGGGUACGCGGCGGCACCAUGACGGACUCCAAGUACUUCACCACCACCAAGAAGGGGGAGAUCUUCGAGCUGAAGGCAGAGCUGAACAGCGACAAGAAGGAGAAGAAGAAGGAGGCAGUGAAGAAGGUGAUCGCCUCCAUGACUGUUGGCAAGGACGUCAGCGCUCUCUUCCCGGAUGUGGUGAACUGCAUGCAGACGGACAACCUGGAGCUGAAGAAGCUGGUCUACCUCUACCUGAUGAACUACGCCAAGAGCCAGCCCGACAUGGCCAUCAUGGCCGUCAACACCUUUGUGAAGGACUGUGAGGACCCAAACCCACUGAUCCGUGCCCUGGCCGUGCGGACCAUGGGCUGCAUCCGCGUGGACAAGAUAACGGAGUAUCUCUGUGAGCCCCUGCGCAAGUGCCUGAAGGAUGAGGACCCAUACGUGCGCAAGACGGCGGCUGUCUGCGUGGCCAAGCUCCAUGACAUCAAUGCCCAGCUGGUGGAGGACCAGGGCUUCCUGGACACUCUCAAGGACCUCAUCUCAGACUCCAACCCCAUGGUAGUGGCUAACGCGGUAGCAGCGCUGUCGGAGAUCGCGGAGUCGCACCCGAGCAGUAACCUGCUGGACCUCAACCCCCAGUCCAUCAACAAGCUGCUCACUGCCCUGAACGAGUGCACCGAGUGGGGACAGAUCUUCAUCCUGGACUGCCUGGCCAACUACAUGCCCAAGGAUGACCGGGAGGCCCAGAGCAUCUGCGAGCGGGUGACGCCCCGGCUGUCCCACGCCAACUCUGCAGUGGUGCUCUCGGCGGUGAAGGUGCUGAUGAAGUUCAUGGAGAUGCUGUCCAAGGACCUGGAUUACUACGGUACGCUGCUGAAGAAGCUGGCCCCGCCGCUCGUCACCCUGCUGUCUGCUGAGCCCGAGCUGCAGUAUGUGGCUCUGCGCAACAUCAACCUCAUCGUGCAGAAGAGACCCGAAAUCCUGAAGCAUGAGAUGAAGGUGUUCUUUGUCAAGUACAAUGACCCCAUCUACGUCAAGCUGGAGAAGUUGGACAUCAUGAUCCGCCUGGCUUCCCAAGCCAACAUUGCACAGGUGCUGGCUGAGCUGAAGGAAUAUGCCACGGAGGUGGACGUGGACUUUGUGAGGAAGGCAGUCCGAGCCAUCGGCCGCUGCGCCAUCAAGGUGGAGCAAUCAGCAGAGCGCUGUGUCAGCACCCUGCUGGACCUCAUCCAGACCAAGGUCAACUACGUGGUGCAGGAGGCCAUCGUCGUCAUUAAGGACAUCUUCCGCAAGUACCCCAACAAGUAUGAGAGCGUCAUUGCCACCCUGUGCGAGAACCUGGACUCCCUGGAUGAGCCUGAGGCACGGGCUGCCAUGAUCUGGAUCGUGGGCGAGUACGCUGAGCGCAUUGACAAUGCUGAUGAGCUGCUGGAGAGCUUCCUGGAGGGCUUCCACGAUGAGAGCACCCAGGUCCAGCUGCAGCUGCUGACAGCCAUCGUGAAGCUCUUCCUGAAGAAGCCCACCGAGACCCAGGAGCUGGUGCAGCAGGUGCUGAGCCUGGCCACACAGGACUCUGACAACCCUGACCUGCGGGACCGUGGUUACAUCUACUGGCGCCUGCUGUCCACUGACCCCGUGGCUGCCAAGGAGGUGGUGCUGGCGGAGAAGCCGCUCAUCUCGGAGGAGACAGACCUGAUCGAGCCCACGCUGCUGGACGAGCUCAUCUGCUACAUCGGGACGCUGGCCUCUGUCUAUCACAAGCCGCCCAGCGCCUUCGUGGAGGGGAGCAGAGGGGUUGUGCACAAGAGCUUGCCCCCGCGAACAGGCUCGAGUGAGAGUGCCGAGAGCCCCGAGGCAGCCCCCUCGGCUGGGCAGGCAGCGGAGCAGCCAGCUGUCAUCCCCGCGCAAGGCGACCUGCUGGGUGACCUGCUGAACCUGGACCUGGGCCCCCCAGUCAGCGGGCCCCCCCUGGCUGCCUCUUCUGUGCAGAUGGGAGCUGUGGACCUCCUGGGAGGGGGCCUGGAUAGCCUGCUGCGCAGUGAUGUGGGAGGCAGCCCCGCUAUGGGUGGCGGUGGUGGCUUCACAGCGCCCGGCCCCACAGCGCCGACUGGUAUGGGAGCACCCCUCGGCAGUGGGCUGGGGGACCUCUUUGACCUCACCGGGGGAGUGGGCACUCUGUCGGGGUCCUACGUGGCGCCCAAGACGGUGUGGCUCCCUGCCAUGAAGGCCAAGGGGCUGGAGAUCUCUGGCACCUUCAGCCGGCAGGUGGGCUCCAUCUGCAUGGACCUGGUGCUGACCAACAAGGCCCUGCAGGUCAUGUCUGACUUUGCAAUCCAGUUCAACCGCAACAGCUUUGGCCUGGCCCCUGCUGCCCCUCUCCAGGUGCACGCACCCCUUGCCCCCAACCAGUCGGUGGAGAUCUCCCUCCCACUGAACACGGUGGGCUCUGUCAUGAAGAUGGAUCCCCUCAACAACCUGCAGGUUGCGGUGAAGAACAACAUUGACGUCUUCUACUUCAGCACCCUCUACCCUCUGCACAUCCUCUUUGUGGAGGAUGGGAAGAUGGAGCGGCAGAUGUUCCUCGCCACCUGGAAGGACAUUCCCAACGAAAAUGAGGCCCAGUUCCAGAUCAAGGACUGUUCCCUCAAUGCAGAUGGUGUCAGCAGCAAGCUCCAAGGCAGCAACAUCUUCACCAUCGCCAAGAGGAAUGUGGAAGGCCAGGACAUGCUCUACCAGUCUCUGAAGCUCACCAAUGGCAUCUGGGUGUUGGCGGAGCUCCGCAUCCAGCCCAGCAACCCCAGCUUCACGGAUUUGGAGCUGUCGCUAAAAUGCCGGGCGCCCGAGGUCUCCCAGUACAUCUACCAGGCCUACGAUGCCAUCCUGAAGAACUGAUGGUGGGGCAGGAGCUGCCUGCAUGUUCCCUCUCUUUCUACCCUGAGCACGGAGCCGUCACUUCCCAGGAGGGUGGAGGAGGAGGAUGGGGCUGUCCCAGCCCCAUGUUCCAGCCCCUAGGUGACUGUGCUCUGUCCUCCCCGUUGGCUGUUCCGGGAGGGAGCCCAGUUGUGUCCCUGCUCCCUCCCCAGCUCUGCUUCCUCCUGUCCCCCCUGGGGGAUCUGGAUCCAUUGCUCCUCGUGCUGGGGGUCCCCUCCCUGGGCUGGCUCAGAGCCUGAUGGGGGCUGGCUGGGGCCCCGAGAGCUUGGGCUCCGUCACAGAGAAGGUCCCCCCCACAUGGCUGAUGCUCCCGAUGCUCUCAAGGCCUCGAAUUCAAAUCUUUACCCAUGUGCCCUGUACAAAAAGGGCUUUUCCCCUCCCCUGUGGGGCUCUUCCUCUUUGCAGGGGGUACCAGCACGGACUUACCCCAAGGCCCCAAAGCAGCUCCCUCCCUUCCCCCUUCUUAGUCGGAGGGGCCCUUCCCCCUUUCCUGGUGGUGACAUACAUUGUCCACCCUGCCCCAAAAUAAAGCCAUCCAUCACUCGUCAAUAGAAGCGUCCGGUUCAAGUUUUCAGACCCCAUCAUGAAAUACCUUAAAAAAAUAUAUAAAAUAUAAAUAUAUUCUAUGUUCACUUGUUUUAAGCCAGCCUGGAAUAAAGGUGACAUUUGCCCACAGA
This is a messenger RNA of Numida meleagris (helmeted guineafowl), 3683 nucleotides long. RefSeq names its product adaptor related protein complex 1 beta 1 subunit (gene AP1B1). Gene Ontology annotation, biological process: vesicle-mediated transport; intracellular protein transport. The transcript is spliced from 23 exons. Lineage: Eukaryota; Metazoa; Chordata; Aves; Galliformes; Numididae. Bases 109 to 2967 code for a protein of 952 amino acids. Gene Ontology annotation, molecular function: clathrin binding. The record is from RefSeq and is a predicted model, not a curated record. Gene Ontology annotation, cellular component: membrane coat; clathrin adaptor complex.